Messenger RNA from Meloidogyne enterolobii, 695 nucleotides. NCBI's taxonomy places the organism in Eukaryota, Metazoa, Nematoda, Chromadorea, Rhabditida, Meloidogynidae. The record is from the annotation of a GenBank genome assembly.
UUAUGAUCAGCAUAUUAUCUAUUGCUAAACGUCCAAUUUUUGACUCAAUCAAAUCAACUUUGUCUAUUUGUGCUGUGAACAAACGCAAUGCUUCUCAUACCGACAUUGUUUUUCCCAAUUUUGAUGAUUAUCGUUUAGAGUCGGUUAAAAAUCCGACUGGAUCUGAGGCUAGUGAAAGUGUUGAUGACAGGCGUGGUACUCCAAGUGCAAUAGUUUAUGGAGUUGGUGGUGCUUGUUCUGUUAUCACAGCAAAGGUUAUACUCAAUACACUUGUCGAAUACAAAUCAAUGCCCGCCGAUAUGAAAGCUAUGGCUUCUGUUGAAAUCAAUUUGGAUGAAGUUCCGGAAGGAAAGACAAAAACUUUCGAAUGGCGUGGAAAGCCUAUAUUUGUCAAACAUCGAACUGAAUCUGAAAUUAAACGGGAACAGGCUGUUGAAGUUUCUCAACUUCGCGAUCCACAGAAGGAUGAGGAUCGUGUUCAACGUCCAGAAUGGUCGAUUCUUAUUGGUGUUUGUACUCAUUUGGGAUGUAUUCCAAUAUCUAAUAUGGGUGAAUUUGGUGGCUAUUUUUGCCCGUGUCAUGGUUCUCAUUAUGAUGCCUCUGGACGCAUUCGAAAAGGCCCGGCACCGUUAAACAUGGCAAUUCCUGAUUAUGAAUUCGUGAAUGAUAAUACUAUUGUGGUUGGGAAGCCAUAA